Molecule: messenger RNA, 950 nt
Organism: Drosophila bipectinata
Lineage: Eukaryota; Metazoa; Arthropoda; Insecta; Diptera; Drosophilidae
Source: RefSeq, a predicted model, not a curated record
UUGCAUCGUCGGGGGCAAUUAUUAAAUCCGGUCAAUAGCAAUGGGAAUAGUCAUAGGAAACCCGUUUGGCUGACAGAACAUCAACAAAUACUCCUACCUAUGGAUCGGCUCUGUCUAUAUCUGUCCGAAGAAUAAGUGGUGCGGAAUAGCCAGGUCGAACCUCUCAGUUGCAAUGCUAUCGACCGGUUUAACUUGUUCCUCCGUAGUAGUAAUAGAUUUUUUGCAAAAAAUCGCCACAGUAAAUAUAUAUCGUAAUCGCAUCAGGGAUUUCAUUCAUUCACUGCAGCACAACAAAUCGAUAUAGAAUGAUCAGAUCCACGACGACGUACCUCUGGCUGAUACUAUUGUUUAGUUUUUGGAUCCAGCAAGGACAGCCCGUCACCCAUGUCAUCUACGAGUUUCACAUUCGUGAGGCCGGCUCUGAAAGGGAAGAAAAGGGCGAACUGGAGAGCAAUUCCACGGAUUCUCGAGCGGAACCGGAACUAAAAAUCACCGGAAAACGAUAUGGAUCUUCGGUUAUUCUUGGCAAAAAUCCCGAAAAGGAUAAUAAUUACAUUUUUGUGGAAAACGCCACUUACUUUGCCGAUGACAGUGGCUACCACGUGAAGUACAAUUACACCAUCGAACGUGUCCCCGACCUCGAUUCACGGCUCAAUGGACAAACUCUUAAAAGUACCAUUGGUUAGACUGAUUCAAGGGUCUAGUGUAUAUAUUUUAAAAUAUUUAUUAAACAAGGUUUUAGCCAAAGUGACAGAAAGUUGGGAAAGCAAGUUGCAAGCCAAGUGACAGUGCAUUAGAGGAGGAAAGUUAUGGCUUCCUGACUUGGCUUUGGCCCAAAAGAGCUACAGAGCCAAAAUAAUUUAUGAACAAGUGUGAAAUAUAUGUAUUAGUGUUGCAAUUGCGGUCAAAAUAGUAGCAGCUACUUAAUUAGGGUAAUUGAUUAAAUACUA